CGCAUGCGCACAUCGAUAUACGCGCGAUUUUUACGUGUGUGUGUGGGAUCGCGCUAGAAAUUCGGGAAAAUCUCGCAUGAUUUCUCGAGUUUGUAGAGCCUCGAAUUCGAAUUAAUCCUCAUCCCCGUUCCGCGGAUGCUGUCGCGCGAGGCUGCGUCUUGAUGCGGAUCGAGUCGUCCGCCAGGACGAUGGAGAAGAGGUUGUCGGAAGCCUCGGGGCCACCGCGUCCAGGACUGUUCAGCUCCUCGAGGAAGAGCAAGAGACGCAGCAACCGGAGGGUGAACCAGGUGGACGCAUCGCCGAGCACCUGGGGGAACGGUCCCAGGAGCGAGCAGGAGGACACCCUGGUGUCAAGCGUCGAGUACCCGCCGCAGAUGCUGUGGCAGUCCGCGGGAGUUCCUCAGAAUGUACCUGGUAACGGGCAGCGUCUGUUUGCCGCCAUGUCGGACCCCAGCGUGUGCGGUUACUCUCCAAUGCCGUUGACCUACACCAUGCAGCCGGUCUCACUGCCACCGAUGUACAGGAUGUACCAGCCGAUGCCGGUGCCGAACGUCAGAAGCGUCCAUGGUAGACACAGACGUCACUGCAACGAGCAUCUGGCCAAUGUUUGUCCCGGUGCAAAUAAUAACGUUAAUGGCUAUGGCAGUCUGCGGGAGAAUGGAAGAUUGGAAGCCACGGUGCAUGUUGCUUAUCAAAAUGGAGACUACGCCAGUCUACCAGCCACUGCCAACAAGGACAGUGGUAUCAAUAGUGAUGAAAUGAAUUCGGAGCAGAGAAGAUACUCGGAUCCUGGUUUGGGACCUGCGGAGAAUUUGCCUCAUUCAGAUAAUUCUGAUGACUCCGACAGUAUCGAGAGUGGAAGUUCUGUAACAACAAUCAGCCGUAGUAACAAGCUUGUCCUAUCGCUUAUCGAACAGAUGACAGAACUAAAGAAGUACAACAAUCAGUUGUUCAAAGAGCUCAGUGAAACUAAGUCAUAUGUAGAAAAUAUAAAAGAAAAAUUAGCACAGUGCAAACACAAUACAUCUACAGAUUAUCAACCUGGAAUGUUAUCAGGUCUUAUAGGCGAAAUUAGAGAAGCUAAUAAAAAUUGUGAAGAAGGCUUAGUUACAAAAGUUAAAUCUAUGUUGGAAGAAAAAUGUUAUCAACAAACAAAAGAAAUGGAAGAACUUAAGAAUCAAUUAUCGAAGUUGACGAAGGAGAAGGAGGAAAGUGAUGAGCGUGUCGCGAAACUGGAGGAGGAACUGAUGGUGUUGAAGCUGAGCGCAACCAACGGGGGUCGCGAGAUCGCAGCCUUCGAGGAGGAGACCCUGGCGCUGCGACGGGAGCUCCAGGAGGCGCGGGCGUCCAGGACCCUGGCCGAGAACCACGCGGCGAAGUGCGUAAACUUUGCGGUAUCCAGAUCUGUCACGCGUGUAACUUUCGAUACGCCAUGUGUAACCAGCACCCCCGUGCGUAACGCUCUUACCGACACUUGCUCCUUGUCCCCGGUUCUCCCCAGAUUCGCAAUCCCAUCUUCUGUCCCGCGUUUUUCCUCUCGUUCUUCCACGGAGGUAGCGGCACUUUCGCUCGUCCUCGAGGAUGCGAAUCGCCGUCGAAACGCCGGACCGGAGUCUCGAGAUUUUCCGCAGCCAACGGAGGACGAAAGCGUGUCUCGCUGCUUCGAGACGACCUGUCAAACCAUGGUGGCGACCUCCUCGAACGAAGAUACCGUGAACGCGAUGGGAAUCGAAUCCCGGGACAAGAUCAGAAACCAGAGGACUUCGGCAGGACUUGCCACGAUUCGUCCGGAUAUUUCAUCUACGUCGAAGGAUAACCCGGUUCUCUUCAAUCGAAAGGAAGUGGAUAUUGUCGACUCCACGAGCGACGACGGCAAAUUAACCGAGGAAAUGGAUAUGAGACACUUGUUGACGACUGACAGCUCAUUGUCGGAGGAACAAACCGGCGGCAAUCGUCAGGAUCUUCGAGGGAAAUGCGCGGAGAUGACUUCGGUAAUGGAAAAGGAUGCGAAAGCAAGGAUUCUCGUAUCACCGAGCAGUCUCGAGAAGCAGAAGGAUUUGCUAAACGAAGCGGAGAGCUCGAUUAAUCACCCAAGCUCCCAGAAAACAUGCACGUCUCGCACUCAGCGAGGUAGUUUGAAGAAACCUCCGCGACGGAGGACCGGCAACUUGAGGAGAUCGUUCAGCGAGACCGACAAGAACCUCAAGGUCAAGGAAAGUCCCUCCUCGUGUUCCUCCACGAUUAUCGGAGGGACCAGUCGCGACGCGGUGAGCGAAGACGAGGGUUGCCGGUCUCGAAGCGACGAUCGCCGAGACAUCAUCGAAGUGCCGGAUGUCGCCGUGGUCUGUGGUGGCUCCAUCAUGCCGAAAAACCUCUGCUCGACGAGAACCCCGAUCUCCAGAACCCAAAGAGAACCUUCACGCGCCACUUACACCACCGCCUAUAUCUAAGUUACGUACGCGCGGGGCCCCGGCAAAAAAAAAAUAGAAAUAAUAAAUAAAUAGAGAGCAAAAUCACGCUACUCACUCACGUCGUCGAUAUCGGGGGCUUCAAGGGGCUUUUUACUAGAGGCUACUACUAUGUACAUGUCGAAUAGCACGUAGGUCUAUUAUUCACUCAUCAUGCAUGCUUUUUCGUACAAGCUCGAUGUAUUUAUGCUACACGCUUUCAAGGGAGUUACGUUAUGCCAAUAUAUGUUUAUAUAUAAGUUAUAAUGUUAUAAGUUACUUUUAAAGACAAUAUUUUAUUUUCAGAAAUUUAUGCAGUUGAUUAUUUUCCAAUAGCUUGGUGACAUCAUUUCAAAUAUACUUUGCUUAUGAAAUAAUGUAUAUAUGUAGUUAAUUAAUGAAAUAGAUAUAGUGGAAUAACGUAAUUCAUUCAUACUAUAUUUGCGAUAUUUUACAUCACUGUUCUCAAAAGCGUUGCAUUUUAAAGGGAAAUUGGAGAAAAAGAUGUCUGCUAACUGUAAAUAGCAAUUUUUAUAUUCCAUUAAAACUUUUAUAUAUUUUCAGUAUUAUAUCCUUUAUUUUUAUAUUCUAGUAAAAUAUUUUUUUAUUGAGAAUUUUGUCACGGAAAGAAAGAUAAAGAAUAGUGAUUCUUUAUUAUUAAUGAUUAAUAAAUAUUUUGCAUAGAUCAUCGUAGCAAUUGUUUCAACUGCUAUUUAAGUAUGCAGACACAUUAAUUUGUAUUAUUAUUAUCAUCAUUUGUUACAUACAUAAUUAUAUAUAUUUUGAUACAUGAUUAAUUCAUGAAUAAUUGUUGUUUAUUUUAGCAGAUAACUUGAAUUAUCUAGAUAGUUAUAAAUAUAUAUCAAAUAUAUGUAAAA
This is a messenger RNA of Nylanderia fulva, 3325 nucleotides long. RefSeq lists its product as uncharacterized. The record is from RefSeq and is a predicted model, not a curated record. NCBI's taxonomy places the organism in Eukaryota, Metazoa, Arthropoda, Insecta, Hymenoptera, Formicidae.